Molecule: messenger RNA, 2729 nt
Organism: Physcomitrium patens
Lineage: Eukaryota; Viridiplantae; Streptophyta; Bryopsida; Funariales; Funariaceae
Product: dolichyl-diphosphooligosaccharide--protein glycosyltransferase subunit STT3B
Cellular component (GO): membrane
Molecular function (GO): oligosaccharyl transferase activity
Source: RefSeq, a predicted model, not a curated record
CCAUAGUAGGUACGAAUGAGGCCAGGGGUAGGUUCGGAGACUAGGUUGGGAAGAGGUUCGGACGAGAGAGGGAGGAAGGGACCGAGAGGGGAAGCGAGAGAGAGAGCUCGGUGUCGCCAUAGCCAGCCCAGUCCAGUGAAGCCAGCUGCAACGAUGGCGUCCAGCGGGAAGAAUACGCCUGACGGCAAAGCUGCGAAGGCGCCAUCGAGCACAGCAUCGGUAGCGCCUUCGUCGUCGUCUCUGAAUGUGGAAAAAUGGGAUUCGUUGAUGUCGUCUAUCAAGAAUUUCAAGCUCAAGACGAAGCAGCAGGAGCUUCUCAUUCGCAUCGCGGUACUGGUGCUGAUUUACAUUCUGGCCUUCGCGACGCGUUUGUUCAGCGUGUUGCGGUACGAGAGUGUCAUCCACGAGUUUGAUCCUUACUUUAACUACCGCACCACUCUGUAUUUGACAGAGAAGGGUUUUUCGGAGUUUUGGAACUGGUUUGAUUAUGAGAGCUGGUAUCCGCUGGGCCGCAUUGUCGGCGGGACUUUGUACCCCGGGCUUAUGGUUACGGCCGCGAUCAUCUACUGGACGUUGCGCUUUUUCAGUUUCGCGGUGCACAUCAAGGAUGUGUGCGUUCUCACGGCCCCCUUCUUUGCCUCUAACACAGCCAUGGUGGCGUAUUUCUUCGGCACCGAGCUCAGGGAUCGGGGAACGGGGCUUGUGGCUGCCAUAUUGCUGGCCAUUUGUCCUGGUUACAUUUCUCGCUCUGUGGCGGGGUCGUAUGAUAACGAGGCAGUCGCAAUUUUCGCUCUUGUGCUUACAUUCUACCUAUUUGUGAAGGCUGUGAAUACGGGUUCGUUGGUUUGGUCUCUGUUCUCGGCCUUCGCAUAUUUCUACAUGGUCUCUGCGUGGGGAGGCUAUAUUUUUAUCAUCAACCUUCUACCAAUUUAUGUAUUGGUGCUGUUGGUUACUGGGCGAUACUCAGUCCGGUUGUAUAUUGCUUACAACACAGUGUACAUCAUAGGCAUGCUACUGGCUAUGCAGAUUAGGUUUGUUGGUUACCAGCAUGUGCAGUCUGGGGAGCACAUGGCAGCCAUGGGAGUCUUCUUCCUUAUGCAGGUGUUUUAUCUGGUUGAGUAUGUGAAGAAACAGCUUGGUGACCCUAAAUUAUUCAAGGCGUUUCUACGAGUUACAGUCACUUUGGCAGUUGGUGCAGGGGCAUUGGCAUUGAUAGUUGGUUUGGCCACUGGAUAUAUCUCUCCAUGGACAGGGCGGUUCUACUCGCUUCUAGAUCCGACGUAUGCCAAGAUUCAUAUUCCCAUUAUUGCUUCAGUAUCUGAGCACCAACCGACCGCAUGGUCGUCUUUCAUGUUUGACUUUCACAUCCUUUUAAUCCUCUUUCCAGCUGGUCUUUACUUCUGUUUCAAAAAUUUAACAGAUGGAACCAUUUUCAUCAUUAUCUAUGGCAUGACAAGCUUGUACUUUGCGGGCGUUAUGGUGCGGCUCAUUUUGGUGGCCACUCCUGCCGUCUGCUUGAUUAGUGCUAUUGCAAUAUCAGCUACGCUCAAGAACCUCUCUGGCCUACUUAGAGAGAAGGCUCCGAUAUACACUUCGACUAAGAUAACAGCCAAGCAAAAAGCUUCUGCCAAGUCUGGAGCUGACCAGCCACUACCGUUCCAGAAGGAAGGAGCCAUGUUAUUGUUACUGGGCAGUCUAUAUCUAAUGAUCAGCUUUGUGAUUCAUUGUACAUGGGUCACUUCAGAGGCUUACUCUUCACCUUCAAUCGUAUUGGCAGCAAGACAGUCUAAUGGUGAUCGUGUAAUCUUUGAUGAUUUCCGGGAAGCUUACUAUUGGCUACAGCAUAACACACCUCCAGAUGCCAAAGUCAUGUCCUGGUGGGAUUACGGAUACCAGAUUACAGCCAUGGGCAACCGAACUGUCAUUGUGGAUAAUAAUACAUGGAACAACACACAUAUCGCAACUGUCGGGCGUGCCAUGGCUUCAAAUGAGGAUGAUGCAUAUGAAAUCAUGAGGCAGCUGGAUGUUAAUUACGUACUGGUGGUUUUUGGUGGUAUAACAGGGUAUUCUUCUGACGAUAUCAACAAAUUUCUUUGGAUGGUUCGAAUUGGCUCUGGUGUGUUCCCGGUGAUACAAGAGGCUGACUACCUCAACAACGGCGAGUAUCGUAUUGACAAGGAGGCAGCUCCUAAAAUGCUCGAAUGUCUAAUGUACAAGCUAUGUUACUAUAGGUUCGGAGAAAUGCAAACGGAAUAUGGCAGACCCAGCGGAUUUGAUCGUGCUCGAGGUGUUGAGAUUGGGAACAAGGAAUUCGAAUUGAAGCAUGUUGAAGAGGCUUUUACAACUCAAAACUGGAUUGUGCGCAUAUACAAAGUGAAACCUCCUGUUAAUCGAAAGUGAUCUACACCACAUUGCAUCCCAUCGUUUGAGGAUGAUUAGUGGACCCUUUUGCCGAAUCAAGCAUGUGAAGUUUUGUAUAAUCAACCACGUUUGGAUUAAACAAGAGGUAAUGCAAUUUCUGUGCGUCUGAAAUAUGAGGUGCUCUUUAUCUACCUUGGCGGCAAGUGAGGUAGUUAGAAUGAGGAGGAACACCUUAUCUUUGAUAUACUAAGUUCCUUAGCGUAGGAUGACUACCAAAGAUAAUGAUGUUUUCAAACCAUAAUUAGCUAAAUUUUGGUGACCAGAAAUCUGAUCCUGGUUGAGUGUGGACUCUACAUUUGUUGGACUUC